Engraulis encrasicolus (European anchovy) is the source of this 1090-nucleotide messenger RNA. It is a transcript of the gene mettl5, whose product is annotated as methyltransferase 5, N6-adenosine. The coding region runs from base 362 to 988 and encodes 208 amino acids. The transcript is spliced from 8 exons. The record is from RefSeq and is a predicted model, not a curated record. Lineage: Eukaryota; Metazoa; Chordata; Actinopteri; Clupeiformes; Engraulidae. Gene Ontology annotation, biological process: rRNA methylation. Gene Ontology annotation, molecular function: rRNA (adenine-N6-)-methyltransferase activity; nucleic acid binding.
ACAUGACAGCAAUAUAUCUUUGAAAAUGUUUUCACAAACAGAACAUGACAGCAGCAUGAAGUCUGGAAACCCACAAUGCGCUUAUCACCCAAGAUCCACUCGUCAUCCUAGCUCCGUGCUAAGAUAAAUCGUCACACCCCUAAAAGCCACUGAGAACGGGGGGAAAGUGCAUUGAGUCAUUGACGUGUCUUUAAAACCAUCUUCUUGCGAUUAAACAUAGCCCAAAAAACGUUGAAACGCCCAACGAAGAUUAUUAGUGAAUUGCUUCUCGCCUAUGUACCAAGGCGGAACAGUUUUCUGCCUGCCUAUGUUUCACUUAGGAUGACAUUCGUCUGCGGAAGUGUUUCUGUGCCUGACAACCAUGAAACUGAAAGAGCUUGAAAGUUGUCUUCAGCAAGUGGAUGUAUUCGAGCAACCAAAGAUUCUGCUAGAACAGUAUCCAACAAGCCCACACAUAGCUGGCUGCAUGCUUUACACAAUCCACAACACAUUUGACGACAUCAAGGGUAAACUGGUUGCAGACCUGGGGUGUGGAUGUGGAGUCCUCAGCAUAGGAGCAGCUGUUCUUGACGCGGGGCUGUGUGUUGGCUUUGAAAUUGAUGAAGAUGCAGUUGACAUAUUCAAAAGCAACGUGGAGGAGUUUGAACUCACCAACAUUGACGUGGUCCAGUGUGAUGUGUGUUGUCUUGAGGCGUUGUCAGUGGCAAAGAAAUUCGAUACUGUCAUAAUGAACCCCCCUUUUGGCACAAAACACAACCAGGGUAUUGACAUGACAUUUUUGAAAACUGCAAUAAGCAUGGCAAAAACAGCGGUAUACUCUCUUCACAAGACAUCGACUCGGGAACACAUACAGAAGAAGGCCAAUGACUGGAAUGUGAAGAUGGAGGUAAUCGCAGAGCUCAGAUAUGACUUGCCUGCAUCAUACAAGUUCCAUAAAAAGAAAUCAGUGGAUAUCCAAGUGGAUUUUAUCCGAUUCACAUUAAAGUAACGUUUGGGCUUGGAAUCAUUGACUUGUUUUGUUUGUUUUUACAUGUUUAUAAUAUAACUAUUGGAAUCAUGAUUGUAAUAAACAGUUGAAAAUACACCUGAA